CGAUAAUUUGUGCAUAUGGUCAGAAAGACGGUGACAAUGAGAAUAGCUAUUGUGUUUUUGAUUGUAGUGCUUGCUGUUAUCAGCAGGGCUGAAGAAAAGUACACUUCGAAGUACGAUAAUGUGGAUCUGGACUCCAUCUUCAAGAGCGAGAGACUACUGUCGAAUUACGUUAACUGCUUGAUGGACAGAGGACGGUGCACUCCCGAUGGCAUGGAACUAAAAACUUACCUCCCUGACGCCCUCCAAAACGAUUGUUCAAAGUGCAGCCAAGAUCAAAUAGAGAAAGGCAGGAAAGUUGUCGACUUCAUGAUGAAGAACAAGCCGGACAUGUGGAAGGAGCUGGAAGCCAAGUAUGAUCCGGAAGGGGUUUACAGGAAGAAAUACCAAGACAGAUUAAAAGAAAGUUCUUAAACACUAUUUAUCCCCGUAGUCAAUUAUUAAAUUUAUUUAAUAGUCACAAUGCCAUAAAUAACAAUGUAAAAGACGUGCAAUAAAAAAAUGAAUUUAGGUUCAA
Aethina tumida (small hive beetle) is the source of this 514-nucleotide messenger RNA. RefSeq names its product ejaculatory bulb-specific protein 3. Lineage: Eukaryota; Metazoa; Arthropoda; Insecta; Coleoptera; Nitidulidae. The record is from RefSeq and is a predicted model, not a curated record. The transcript has 2 exons. Bases 16 to 411 code for a protein of 131 amino acids.